Messenger RNA from Cucumis sativus (cucumber), 2072 nucleotides. Its product is annotated as protein REVEILLE 7. Gene Ontology annotation, molecular function: DNA binding. The record is from RefSeq and is a predicted model, not a curated record. Lineage: Eukaryota; Viridiplantae; Streptophyta; Magnoliopsida; Cucurbitales; Cucurbitaceae. The transcript is spliced from 7 exons. Bases 281 to 1723 code for a protein of 480 amino acids.
UCUCAAUUCCCAUCUCUACUGCUCUCUCCAUUCUUCUUCUUCUUCUUCUUCUUCUUCUUCUUCUUCUUCGCCUGCUUCGCCUUUCCUUCCUCCCUCUUUUACUUACUACUCCCUUUCUCAAUCUCACCUUCCAUUCUUUCUUCUUCUUCUUCUUCUUCUUCUUCUUCUUCUUCUUCUUCUGCGCACAAUCUAUCCAUUAUUCCCAAUCCACUUAUCAGGCCCUUUUGGUGGACUCUGACUCCGAGAUUGAACUUCCUCCCCGAUUUUGUUGCAAGCGCUGAUGGGUGUCCAGGAAAAAAAUGAAGGCACGCUGUCAAACGGGUCAAUUGCAGCUAAUAAUGGCCUUUCCAAUGAUGGAGCACAAUUAGAUCCACUGAUGCGAGUUAGCUCCCUAUCCUCCUAUGGCAAUGAAAGUGCAUUGAAGGUUAGGAAGCCCUACACUAUUUCCAAACAAAGGGAAAAAUGGACAGAGGAAGAGCAUCAGAGAUUUCUCGAAGCUCUGAAACUCUACGGUCGUGGCUGGCGUCAGAUCAAAGAACAUGUUGGCACCAAAACAGCUGUUCAGAUCCGAAGCCAUGCUCAGAAAUUCUUCUCUAAGGUAGUGCGAGAGUCAAGUGGAAGCAAUGAGAGCUCCAUUAACCCAAUUGAGAUUCCUCCACCUCGACCAAAAAGGAAGCCACUGCAUCCUUACCCUCGUAAAGCAGUUGAUUCUCUUAAGGCAAUAUCAGUUGCAAGAGAAUCAGAGAGGUCUCCAUCCCCAAACCUAUCACUUGCUGAAAAAGAGACCCACUCACCUACCUCUGUACUGACUGCAUUUAGUUCGGAUGAUCAAAUUUCUGCGGUUUCGGAGCAACAUAAUAGAUGCCCAUCGCCAAUUUCACAAGCUGUUGACAUGCAGCCAACUAGAUCUUCCCCUGUUAGGAAGGGGGAGCUGUACCUUCAAUCAAUUGUUGGGGAAGAAAAAGGAAUGUUGUCACUCGAAUCAUCCUCAGAGCGGUUCCCAGAAGAAUUUUUAACUCUGAAAUUCAAGCCAGGAUCAGCAAGUAAGAAAGUGGAUAACAAGUUACAUUCUCCUGUUAAAAGCAUAAAGCUUUUUGGAAGGACAGUAAUGGUAACUAAUGACAAACAACCAUCCCCUCUUGAUUUUGAAGUCACUGAAACGUUGACAUUUGAAGAUGACAGUAAGAGUGAAUGUAAAGUGUAUGCUGAGAAUUCUGUUGAGAUGCUAACUUCAAAACAUAUGGAUGUAAGUUUAGCUCUUGGAAUGGAUAACAACGGUGAUUUGAACAUGUCGCCUGGUGGAGCACCUUCACUAACCUUAGGGAAGCAGAACAGAAGUGUCCCUUAUGUUAAGGCCUUACCUAAUGCAUCUCAAACUUGUUGGUCUUUGUAUCAAACUGUGCCAUAUUUUUAUCUUGCUCCAUCGGAUCAAACUUCAACUGGAACAUCUACUGACCAUAUUAUGGAAGAAAGGAUCCAAAAUGACAAUUCCCAGGAGAGUUCUUUUGCGGAUUCAUGUUCUGGCUCCCCAAGAAAGGAUCAAAAUGAAACCCAAAGCCCAGAGGUAGAAUGUCAAGAGCCUUGUUUGGUAGGAAGAGGUAAUGCAAAUGAGAGUAAGAAGGGGUUCGUGCCUUACAAGAGAUGCUUGGCUCAGAGAGAUACAAGCUCUGCGCUGAUCGUUUCGGAAGAGAGAGAGAGCCGGAGAGCUCGAGUUUGCUCCUAACCCAACUUCUGCAAAAUCGUAGUGGAAUUGAUCGGCAACAGAAUUAUGGUCCAUAAAAAGCAAAUAACCACGAUGCUCUGACAUGGGUUUCUGAGAUUUCUCUCUUACUUUGAGAUGAAAAUAUGGAGGCCUGAUUUGUAACAUAUCACAUCUAAAGUAAACAAACAGAAGGAUCGAGGUUUGAUUUAACAUUGGGGGGGGGGGGUGGAUAUUUGAGUGACAAUUAUUCAUUCUGUAAAACAGAAGGGUGUUGCUCAAUGACUUUUAACAUAUUUGCAAAUGUUAUUUUUGGAGGUUCUUCCUUUUAAUUCUUAUCUUCAUAAUGGAAAAGGUUAAAUUUCUAGGCGAA